Messenger RNA from Malassezia globosa CBS 7966, 465 nucleotides. RefSeq lists its product as uncharacterized. Gene Ontology annotation, molecular function: transcription coregulator activity; histone acetyltransferase activity. Bases 1 to 465 code for a protein of 154 amino acids. Lineage: Eukaryota; Fungi; Basidiomycota; Malasseziomycetes; Malasseziales; Malasseziaceae. Gene Ontology annotation, cellular component: chromatin. Gene Ontology annotation, biological process: positive regulation of transcription by RNA polymerase II; negative regulation of DNA-templated transcription. The transcript has a single exon. The record is from RefSeq and is a predicted model, not a curated record.
AUGUUGACUCGAAAGGAACAGCGCCUCGGCUCGCCUGAGAAACCACUCUCUGAUCUUGGUUUUCUCACAUACCGAAGCUACUGGAAGCUUGCUGUGUUUCGCGCGCUGGACGCAGAUCCGUCGUGCACACUUGAGUCAAUUUGUUUGCGGACUGGCAUGAAGAUGGACGACGUGCUUUAUACCCUACAAGACAAUCGGAUGCUUGAUGUCUUCUACAAUCCCGCCAGUGAAGUGGGCAAACUCCCGGUCGAGUACCUUUCGUCGAAAGUGGCACCUGAGGAUCAGAAGCCUUUGCCUAAUGAUUAUCGCAUUAAUUUCGAUGCCGAUGAAAUACGUGCUCAUUUAAGGAAGCACGAUGCCAAAAACUAUGUGCGGGUAGAUCCUAGCAAGUUGCGAUGGACACCGUUCCUCAUGAAACCGCAGACGCUGGUGAAUGACGAUCCAGUCAAGACAAAAGGAUCAUGA